AUGCCAGCCAUUAAAAGUGUAGCAGUAAUCGGCGCGGGCCCAGCAGGUGCCAUUGCUGUCGAUGCCUUGAUGCAAGAAAAAGCCUUCGACGUGGUGCGGGUUUUUGAACGCCAGGAAAAAGCUGGUGGAUGUUGGGUCUCAAGAGAUGACGAACCUCCACGGCAACUCAAUUUUGACGGCUUAGCUUCGCGCACGGCAGAUAUGCCACUAGAUAUCCCGGAGCAGCUGCCGUGCCGAACCCCGGCAGGAAAUCAGGAUCGCUUCACUGACUCUCCUGUGUACCCUGGGCUGGAAACGAACGUGGAUGCUGGAGUCAUGUCGUACUCCCAAGAGCCGAUUCCCACUAUCCGGUCUCAGUGGUCAAUAGACCGCCACGGGCCGGAGACCCCUUUCAGACACCAUACUGUCAUUCGGCAGUACAUUGAGGAUCUCUUAAUUAAGAAGGGACACGGCGGUCUUGUUGAAUAUAACACGACUGUUGAGCGGGCGAUCAAGCAUUCUGACAAAUGGAUUUUAACUUUGCGCCGCCGGGAAAUCCAUAAUGGAAGUCCGUCAGAUUACUGGUGGACCGAGGUAUUCGAUGCGGUGGUGGUUGCUUCAGGCCACUAUGCAGUGCCAUAUAUCCCUGCUAUUCCCGGGUUGGAAGAGUUUGCAAAGGCAUAUCCUCGCAGCGUUGAACAUACUAAGCAUUAUCGAGGAGCGGAGAAUUACCGAGGAAAGAAAGUCGUUACCGUCGGAGCGUCAGUCUCUGCCGCAGAUACAGCAGUCAGUCUAAUUGACAGUGCUCAAACCCCCAUCCACGCCGUAGUCCGCGGCCGCUACAACGUCUACUUCGGCGAUGAAGCCUUUAAACACCCAAAGAUCCAGCGCCGAGCCCCAAUCUCACACAUCACUACCCAAGACCGAACAGUGCAUUUCGAAGACGGAACCUCCGUCAGCGAUGUUGACAACAUCAUCUUCGGCACUGGUUUCACUUGGACACUACCAUUCAUCCCACAUGUCCCAACACGCAGUAACCGUGUCCCCGAUUUAUACCAACACGUCUUCUAUCGCCAUGAUCCCAGUCUUGUCUUCAUCGGAGCCGUUGGCGCUGGUCUCACCUUCAAGGUAUUUGAGUGGCAGGCUGUUGCAGCUGCACGGAUCCUUGCAGGCAGGGGUACAUUGCCUCCGCUGUCUGAGCAGGAGAAUUGGGAGACGGACCGGAUCGCGCAGAAAGGCGAUGGUCCCGCGUUCACAGUCAUCAAUCCUGAUUUCAGGGCGUAUUUUGAAGAACUCCGUCGAAUUGCAGGGGAGCCAGGCAAGGGUGUGCCUGGACGGCGAUUGCCGCCCUUUGAUCAGAAAUGGGUGGAUGAUUUUGAUGCAGGGCAUGAGCGGAGAAAGAAGAUGUGGAAACGGGCCAAUCUGGCGGCGAAGCUUUAG
Molecule: messenger RNA, 1419 nt
Organism: Penicillium odoratum
Lineage: Eukaryota; Fungi; Ascomycota; Eurotiomycetes; Eurotiales; Aspergillaceae
Exons: 3
Coding region: 1-1419 (472 amino acids)
Molecular function (GO): flavin adenine dinucleotide binding; N,N-dimethylaniline monooxygenase activity; NADP binding
Source: RefSeq, a predicted model, not a curated record